This is a messenger RNA of Elaeis guineensis (African oil palm), 3463 nucleotides long. Its product is annotated as coatomer subunit beta-1. The record is from RefSeq and is a predicted model, not a curated record. Gene Ontology annotation, cellular component: COPI vesicle coat; cytoplasm. Gene Ontology annotation, biological process: endoplasmic reticulum to Golgi vesicle-mediated transport; intracellular protein transport; intra-Golgi vesicle-mediated transport. Gene Ontology annotation, molecular function: structural molecule activity. NCBI's taxonomy places the organism in Eukaryota, Viridiplantae, Streptophyta, Magnoliopsida, Arecales, Arecaceae.
GCGAUCUGAAGUCAUUCUUCCCCGCCGCCUCCUCCUCUCCCCCUUCUCCUCUCCUCCGCCAUCCGCUGGGCCAGGCCAAAUCCGAUCUCCGUGUUCGAGCGUCCUCAAGUUCCAGAUCUCCAAUCCUAUCUCCACGUCCUUCAAGAUCCGAAGCGAUCUAAUCUAGAUCUGGGUCCUCAUUGCUCCUCUUCGGGGGUUAGGGUUAACAGCUACAGCAGCAGCGGGAUCUAGGGUUAGGGCCAGCAGCAGCGAUGGAGAAAUCUAGCACGCUUCUGAUCCACUUCGACAAGGGCUCCCCAGCCCUAGCGAACGAGAUCAAGGAGGCCAUGGAAGGCAACGACGUCCCGGCCAAGAUCGACGCCAUGAAGAAGGCCAUCAUGCUCCUCCUCAACGGCGAGACCCUCCCGCAACUCUUCAUCACUAUCGUCCGCUACGUCCUCCCCUCCGAGGACCACACAAUUCAAAAGCUCCUCUUGCUCUACCUGGAGAUCAUCGACAAGACCGACGCCCGUGGCCGUGUCCUCCCGGAGAUGAUCCUUAUCUGCCAGAACCUCCGCAACAACCUCCAGCACCCCAACGAGUACAUUCGCGGCGUCACUCUCCGCUUCCUCUGCCGCCUCUCUGAGGCCGAGAUCUUGGAGCCCUUGAUCCCCUCCGUCCUCACCAACCUCGAGCACCGCCACCCUUUCAUCCGCCGCCACGCCCUCCUCGCCAUCUGCGCCAUCUACCGUCUCCCCCAGGGCGAGCAGCUCCUCCCCGAUGCCCCCGAGCUGGUCGAGAAGGCCCUCUCCUCCGAGCAGGACCUGUCGGCCCGGCGCAACGCCUUCCUCAUGCUCGCCACCUGCGCCCAGGACCGUGCCGUUGGCUACCUCCUCACCCACACUGAUCAGGUCCCGAUGUGGGGUGACCUCCUUCAGAUGGCCGCCCUGGACCUCGUCCGCAAGGUCUGCCGCUCCAACCGGGCCGAGAAGGGGAAGUACAUCAAGAUCAUCAUCUCCCUUUUGAGCUCCCCCUCCACUGCGGUCAUCUAUGAGUCUGCUGGCAUACUCGUCUCCCUCUCAUCCGCUCCCACUGCUAUCCGGGCCGCCGCCAACACCUACUGCCAGCUCCUUCUUUCUCAGAGCGACAACAAUGUGAAGCUUAUUGUCCUUGACCGGCUCAAUGAGCUCAAGUCCUCCCACAGGGACAUCAUGGUGGAGGUCAUCAUGGAUGUGCUCAGAGCCUUAUCCAGUCCGAAUCUUGAUAUCCGUCGCAAGACCUUGGACAUUGCAUUGGAGCUGAUUACCCCUAGGAACAUUGACGAGGUGGUGCUCACCCUUAAGAAGGAGGUUGUCAAGACCCAAAGUGGAGAGCUUGAGAAGAAUGGAGAGUAUAGACAAAUGUUGGUGCAAGCUAUCCACACGUGUGCAAUCAAGUUCCCAGAGGUUGCGAGCACUGUUGUCCAUCUCUUGAUGGAUUUCCUUGGAGACACCAAUGUUGCAUCUGCCAUAGAUGUGGUCCUCUUUGUGCGAGAGAUAAUUGAAACCAACCCAAAGCUCAGAGUUUCUAUUAUCACGAGGUUGCUUGACACUUUCUACCAGAUUAGGGCUGCUCGUGUCUGCUCGUGUGCCCUUUGGAUCAUUGGGGAAUACUGCCUCUCAUUGUCUGAGGUGGAGAGUGGGAUCGCAAUGAUUAAGCAGUGCCUUGGAGAUCUCCCAUUUUACACUACCACUGAGGAGGGGGAGGUGACCGAUGCUUCGAAGCAGCCGCAGCAGGUGAACUCCUCUGUUAUUGUUUCUUCGAGAAGGCCCAUGAUUCUGGCGGAUGGGACAUAUGCAACGCAAAGUGCUGCUUCUGAGACUGCUUUUUCUGCCCCCACAAUUGUUCCUGGCUCCGUGGCUUCAACUGGAAAUUUGAGGUCUUUAAUUCUUUCGGGUGACUUCUUUUUAGGGGCAGUUGUGGCUUGCACUUUGACUAAACUUGUUUUGAGAUUGGAGGAGGUCCAGCCAUCAAAGGCUGAGGCCAACAAAGCUUGCACCAGUGCCUUAUUGAUCAUGGUCUCCAUGCUGCAGUUGGGGCAGUCUUCAUUUCUACCCCAUCCGAUUGAUAAUGAUUCCUAUGACAGAAUUGUGCUCUGCAUAAGACUGCUGUGCAAUACAGGUGACGAGGUUCGGAAGAUUUGGUUGCAAUCAUGCCGCCAGAGUUUUGCAAAGAUGCUUGCAGAGAAGCAGUUUCGAGAAACGGAGGAGAUUAAAGCAAAGGCUCAAAUAUCUCAUGCACAGCCUGAUGAUCUUAUUGAUUUCUACCAUCUAAAAAGUAGAAAGGGUAUGAGCCAGCUUGAGUUAGAGGAUGAGGUUCAAGAUGAUUUAAAACGUGCAACUGGAGAGUUUAUGAAGGAUGGAGAUGAUGCAAAUAAAUUGAACCGUAUUCUUCAACUAACAGGAUUUAGUGAUCCUGUGUAUGCUGAAGCAUAUGUGACAGUCCAUCAUUAUGACAUUGUUCUUGAUGUUACAGUCAUCAACCGAACAAAGGAGACGCUUCAGAACCUGUGUUUGGAAUUGGCUACCAUGGGAGACCUCAAACUUGUAGACCGCCCACAGAACUAUACACUAGCACCAGAGUCAAGCAAGCAAAUUCGAGCCAACAUUAAGGUCUCAUCAACAGAAACAGGAGUUAUAUUUGGUAACAUUGUUUACGAGACUUCAAAUGUACUUGAGCGAACUGUAGUUGUCCUUAAUGACAUUCACAUUGACAUCAUGGACUACAUAUCUCCUUCCACCUGUGCUGAUGUGGCAUUUAGAAAUAUGUGGGCAGAAUUCGAGUGGGAAAACAAGGUGGCAGUGAACACUGUAAUUCAGGAUGAGAAGGAAUUUUUGAAUCACAUCAUCAAGUCAACCAACAUGAAGUGUCUCACUCCGCCUUCUGCAUUGGAUGGGGAAUGUGGCUUUCUUGCAGCUAAUCUGUAUGCGAAGAGCGUCUUUGGGGAGGAUGCUUUGGUGAAUGUCAGCAUUGAGAAGCAGGCAGAUGGGAAGCUUAGUGGCUAUAUUAGGAUAAGAAGCAAGACACAAGGAAUUGCGCUCAGCUUGGGAGACAAGAUCACUCUCAAACAGAAGGGUGGCAGUUAGCUGAAAACCUUAUCCGUCAAAUAUCUUUUGUCAAUUUAUUCAUCCUUGUACUGCUUUGUUAUCAUUAAGUUCUUGCCAUUUUCGCAUUUGAUAAUUUUUACCCCCACUAUGCUGCCCUUGUAUGCCUACGGGCUAUAGUGGUAGUAUCAUUAGGGCCAGCAGUUGUCUCUGAUUUAGCUUUUUUGCUUAGUAGGACAUGUAUACGGGAACUGGAUUUUAUGUGGUGUGCAAGAGCUUUCUUUUUGAAACAAUGGGUCUGCAAAUACCUAUUUGACCAAACUAGCCAUUAUGUUGAAGGGGUUUACAUAAAUUGGAGGACCUAUUCAUUUAUGUGAAAGAUGACUCCGGAAUUUCAUAAA